UGCAAAAAACAACAAAUGGUUUUUUCUCUCUAUAGUAGAUUUUGAAUAUCAUUGGUUUGUUUUUGUCACACUAUAAAUAAAUAAACACCAACAACAGAAGGACACACAAUUUGUUUGAUCAACAAUACAGUACAGAACUUUCUAAACAAUUCUCAAUUGUUUCUUGCAAUCUUCAUCCGUUGAUUUUCUUAAGUCAUGUCGAGUACAGCUGGUCAAGUCAUCAAAUGCAAAGCUGCGGUUGCAUGGGAGGCAGGGAAGCCACUGGUGAUGGAGGAAGUGGAGGUGGCGCCACCGCAGGCCGGUGAAGUCCGUCUCAAGAUACUCUUCACCUCUCUUUGUCACACUGAUGUUUACUUCUGGGAAGCUAAGGGUCAAACUCCAUUGUUUCCUCGUAUCUUUGGUCAUGAAGCUGGAGGGAUUGUGGAGAGUGUAGGUGAGGGUGUGACUCAUCUGAAACCAGGGGAUCAUGCCCUGCCUGUAUUCACAGGGGAGUGUGGGGACUGUCCACAUUGUAAGUCAGAGGAAAGCAACAUGUGUGAUCUUCUUAGGAUCAACACUGACAGGGGUGUUAUGAUCAAUGACAAUCAGUCAAGAUUCUCUAUUAAGGGACAGCCCAUUCACCAUUUUGUCGGUACAUCGACAUUCAGUGAAUACACUGUGGUUCAUGCUGGAUGUGUUGCAAAGAUCAACCCUGAUGCACCUCUUGAUAAAGUUUGUAUUCUCAGCUGUGGAAUAUGCACAGGUCUUGGUGCUACCAUCAAUGUUGCUAAACCGAAACCCGGUUCUUCUGUUGCUAUCUUUGGACUUGGAGCUGUUGGCCUUGCUGCUGCUGAAGGAGCAAGGAUAUCUGGUGCAUCAAGAAUCAUUGGAGUCGAUUUAGUUUCCAGCCGUUUCGAAUUAGCUAAGAAGUUUGGGGUAAAUGAGUUUGUGAACCCAAAAGAUCAUGACAAACCUGUACAACAGGUAAUUGCUGAAAUGACAAAUGGAGGUGUAGAUCGUGCUGUUGAAUGUACCGGUAGCAUACAAGCUAUGAUAUCGGCAUUUGAAUGUGUCCAUGAUGGUUGGGGUGUUGCUGUACUUGUUGGAGUGCCAAACAAAGAUGAUGCAUUCAAAACUCAUCCUAUGAAUUUGUUGAAUGAAAGGACUCUUAAGGGUACCUUUUAUGGAAACUACAAACCCCGCACCGAUCUUCCUAAUGUUGUAGAAAAGUACAUGAAAGGGGAGCUGGAACUUGAGAAAUUCAUCACUCACACAAUUCCAUUUUCAGAGAUUAACAAAGCUUUUGAUUACAUGUUGAAAGGAGAGUCCAUCAGAUGUAUCAUCCGAAUGGAGGAGUAAAACUCUAGAACAUUGUUGAAGUAGUCCCUACUAGGGGACUAUGUUCUCAAUCUGGUAGUUAAAAAAUAAAUAAUGAAAUUGAUUCGUUCCAUUUCUGUUUAUUGAAUUUGCGCACUUUGUGAAGUUUGAUUGGAGAGACAGAGACUGUGACAUUUGGUACCUAUAGUAUAUGCAAAUAUAAUGUUUGUUUUGUUAA
Medicago truncatula (barrel medic) is the source of this 1534-nucleotide messenger RNA. RefSeq names its product alcohol dehydrogenase 1. The record is from RefSeq and is a predicted model, not a curated record. Lineage: Eukaryota; Viridiplantae; Streptophyta; Magnoliopsida; Fabales; Fabaceae. Gene Ontology annotation, molecular function: S-(hydroxymethyl)glutathione dehydrogenase [NAD(P)+] activity; alcohol dehydrogenase (NAD+) activity; zinc ion binding. Bases 196 to 1338 code for a protein of 380 amino acids. Gene Ontology annotation, biological process: formaldehyde catabolic process. Gene Ontology annotation, cellular component: cytosol. The transcript is spliced from 10 exons.